CCGGCCGCACGCAUGAGCCCGCGCCGUCCUGAUGGAGUCCUGGCUGGGCCUGGCCGGCCUGCCUGCCUGCCCUGGGGGCCCAGCGGGGGCACCGAGUGGGGCCCGGCGUGAGCCCCGCGUGAGCCCGGCGUGAGCCUCGACGCCCCGCGGGGGGUCCACCGGGCCUUGCGCUGCAAGCGACGCCCGCAGCUCGCUGCAGCGCGCUCUCCUGCGCCUGCCAAACCCAAUCGUUUCGCCACGCGGACCCCCUGCGCACUCUUGGGCAGACACAACCAGGGCUGGUGCGCACAUUGUUCGAGAGCGCGCACGCUGGAGCCGAAAGUCAUCGACAGAAUGGACGCCGUCUCCUGUGGAUCCGGAUGAAGAUUUGAUCGGGGAGGCAAGAGAGUAGAGAAACCGAGAGGCACCCGUUCUGGUCUUGAGCCGUCGUGAUGCCUUUCGGGCUGGGCUGGACCAACGAUGACUGGCUGGAGGAGCUCACUGGCAACAUCACCUUCACCAUCCCAGGCGGCGGAUCCUGGUGCGACCAGUGGCGGGACCCGCAGAACAUCCUGUACCACAUCGCCAACACGUGCUUCGCGCUGGCCUACGUGGCGCCGACCAACAGCAAUGGCGAGCUGUUCAUGCAGUCCGCGCUCAUCGUCGGCUUCAUCCUCUUCUCGGCCUGGUCGUGGAACUCGAUCUGCGCCCCUGACGCGUUCUCGUGGAACUUUGGCUUUGCGCUACUCAAUAUGCUGCAGCUGUUCCACGCCGUGUACCGGCUGCGGCCGGUCAAAUUCGACCCCGAGCUAGAGGAGGUGUACCGGAACCUCUUCCAGCCAUUUAAGGUGACGCGGCUCCAGUUCAAGAAGCUGGUGAGCGCCGAGUUUGCGCAAGUCAUGUCGCUGCACGCCGGGGAGGCGUACGCCAUGCAGAACCUGACGAGGACCGACCGACUGGGGCUGCUGCUCUCCGGGAAGGUCAACGUCAUGUCGGACCACCAGUUCCUGCACCCAAUACUGCCUUGCGAGUUCCUGGACUCGCCGGAGUUUGAGUCGAGCAGAGCCAACGUAGAUGACAAAUUCAAGGUGUCUAUCAUCGCAGCCACGUCGUGCCGGUACCUCUUCUGGCAGAGGACGGCGCUCGAGUACCUGUUCGUCAAGGAGACGUACCUCGCUACCGUGGUCAGCACGAUUGUGGCGAGUGACAUCACCACCAAGCUGUACUCGAUGAACAGCAAGAUCGUGACGCAAAAGGGCUCCCACCUGGACAUCCGCCUGCCCGCGCUCACUUCCUCGCUGGGGCCGCGCGCAACGCCACGCGUGCUGCGAAACCAGCGCGCCGGCAAGCAGCAGCCCUCGCCGCCCAGCCACAGCACCGAUCUGCACGGCAGCCGGGAGCGACUAGUGGACUCACCCGCCAAGGAGAACAACAUAGCCAGGGACAAGAAAUACCAGCAGGGCAAGGUGCCGAACGGUCGGCUGGGCGACAGUCGGCUGCAGCAGGAAAUGGAGCCCCUCAACGAGCUCCCCUCCACGGACGACCUGACCACCAGCGGCGUGGAGAGCUGGCUGGAGAGCAGCUCCAAGUACCACAGCUGCGAGAUUGUGGACGAGUAGACCGGUUUUGUGCUGAAGGGAACAUUAGUGAUAAUAUGUGACCUUCGCUUUGAUAGAGUCGUUUUCAGUUGUCAAUUACUACUAGAGAUAAUAUUGUCUAAUGACCAACCCAUGACUUAAAGAUGAAAGGAAACGGACGAGCAACGUUCAAAAAUUGUUGAUUUCCUCUUUAAGUUUUGUGUUGAUUUUAUGUUAAAAUAUACCUGAUGUGAUACUUUUUAUACAAUAAAUGUAAUUGGUUUA
Messenger RNA from Frankliniella occidentalis (western flower thrips), 1841 nucleotides. Its product is annotated as popeye domain-containing protein 3-like. Gene Ontology annotation, cellular component: sarcolemma. NCBI's taxonomy places the organism in Eukaryota, Metazoa, Arthropoda, Insecta, Thysanoptera, Thripidae. Bases 432 to 1598 code for a protein of 388 amino acids. Gene Ontology annotation, molecular function: cAMP binding. The transcript is spliced from 8 exons. The record is from RefSeq and is a predicted model, not a curated record.